AUGGACCCCAUCGAUAGCUGUCCUCCCGAGAUCUUUACCGUCAUCAUCCAACACAUCGUCGGCCCCGCUUCUCAAACAGACGAUGGCAACGAGCCCUCGACCGAAUGGCUCCGUCUGCUCCUCGUUUCUAAGGGGUGGCGAGAUGCUAUCGUCAGCACGAAGAUGUUCUGGAGUGUAAUCCACGUCCGUGGAAAAAACGCCGAACAUUGGCUGAAGCUGUCCCUCGAUCGGGCUCAAGGUGCUGCCAUUGAUAUCAAUAUCGACGUAGAGAAUAUCCCUCGCUUGGAACUUACCUCGGUACUCCACCACGCCUCCAAUAUACAAUCGUUGACAUUCGACACUCUGCUGAAAAAACACCUACCAGAACUGAACACGUUUCUUGCAUCCAGCGCAUUUCCUCGCUUGACGAAAAUCUCCGCGCGGAAAGGCUGGGAACCUUGGUCUCCUCCGGCAGGAGAGGCUCUUCUCCUGAACGGGACAAACAUCCCGCGCCUAAAGACACUGCACUUGUACAAUCUGGCAUACCUCGCGGAGUCCUCAUUCUUCCAACACCUGGAGAAGCUUUUCAUUUGUCUCACCUUUGAAGUGAAUCGCUCCGCGGAACUCAUGGAAGCCCUUCCGGCCAUGAAGCGACUCAAGUCCCUUCGCCUUCAAUGCCUAGACGCUGAAGAAGUCCUCGCCCGGGUUCCCCCGAAUCCUAUCACUCUGCCGUCGCUCACCCAUCUCGACACUCCCAGCAACACUUUUGGGCUCGCCACAUUCUUAUCCUACUUGCAUCUUCCCCGCGCGACUCACUUAACGCUCAGUUACACCACCGAAGGCAGGGUCGACAUCCAAGGCCACGAGGAGCACACUGGCCGACGCGCAGGCAUCGCAGACGUCCUUCCCCACCCCCGCACCAACGUGCUCCCGUUCCUUCCGCUUGUUUCGGACGUUGCCUUCACCAUCGAUCGCAGGCACAGCCAGUUCGCAGCGAGCAGCCCGGGCCGGCAACACUCGGUGGACAUUCAGUACGACACCGAGACCACCGGCAUCUUCCACGAGGUGUACAUCGAGCCGGAGUUCCAGCUCCGCGACCUCAUCGACGUCGCGCGCGACUGCCCCGCCGCGACGCGCCUCGACAUCUCCGCCGAGCACGUCGACAUCACCACCACCGUUUGGCGCACGCUCCUCGGCCGCUUCCCGCUCCUCACGGAGCUCUGCUUCGAGGGGCACGGCUCGCUCGCGCCGCUGUGGGCCGCUCUCGAUCCGAAUCUCAACGGCGCCCUCGGCGAUCGCACGGCGGCUCUGUGCCGCACCCUGCGCACCAUCUCGCUCCGCGACUGUAGCGUGCUGUGCAGCCCGUGGGAGGCGGAGGAGGACGCCCGUCGCGGGUACACGGCCGUGCCGCGGCCUCGGUUGGAUCUCUCCGUCGACGCGCUCAAGGCCAUGCUGUGCGCGCGAGCGGAGCGCGGCGUCCCUAUCGUCAGGUUUUCGUACGUCGCGGCGCCGCGCAUGGAAGAGCUGGACGAGUUCCGGACGGUAUGGCGGGGAGAGCAUGCAGCUGCGCUUGCGGAUCACGUCGCGGACGUGUCGAUCAAGACGAUGUACAAGGAGGUGGAUGGGGAAGACGCGAAGGCUUCAUGGAGGUGGACGCACUGUUAUUAUCUAAGUCCACACUUGGGAAAUGUUACUUGA
This is a messenger RNA of Epithele typhae, 1677 nucleotides long. RefSeq lists its product as uncharacterized. Bases 1 to 1677 code for a protein of 558 amino acids. The transcript has a single exon. The record is from RefSeq and is a predicted model, not a curated record. NCBI's taxonomy places the organism in Eukaryota, Fungi, Basidiomycota, Agaricomycetes, Polyporales, Epitheliaceae.